CAAUGAAAUUAUUUUCUUUCCGGAAAAGUUUGUUUUAUAUCAAACUUUAUUUCCGGAAAGCUUAUUCUUAUACAAUUAGCUUACUUAAAAUUCCAAAUAUUCCUACUAAAAUGAAAAACACAUCAUCUCCCAUUAUUACAAAAUCAUCACCUCCUCCUGACUGCCAAAAUAUUUUUCGGUUGCUUUCAUCGACCAACAAUGAUAUCAACUCCGUUGAGGAUAAUAAAAUUAAAUUUCAUCCUUUAAACGGUGGAAAAUUAAAUCAUAAACCAAGCAAAGGUAAAUUAAAACCUCUAUUUUUUGUUUGA
Molecule: messenger RNA, 308 nt
Organism: Meloidogyne enterolobii
Lineage: Eukaryota; Metazoa; Nematoda; Chromadorea; Rhabditida; Meloidogynidae
Source: the annotation of a GenBank genome assembly